GCCGUCAACCAUGGCCGGCGCGGCGGGCAGGCCACGAAAGAAAUGUGGCCGCGGGUUUCGCUUAGUACCGACUUAGACUGCUCUAAGUGGCGGUUGUGUGCGCGCCGGUGUCCGCCGUCGUAUCGUAUCGUUACGCACAGACACGCACGGUCGAGACGCACCACAGAGGUCGCGCAAAGGGCCCGUUGCAGCCCGCGAACGUUCCCGAGCGGUGACGGAGACGGCGAUCGGUAGUGACAGUGACAACGCGAGCCGGGGCCCAGACGAGGGUCCAACCGCGUCCGGGGUUACUCGCGCGGUAGCACGUGAUCGAUCGUCGUGCGAUUCACGCGGGAAGAACGAUCGUCGCGCGCGCGCGGGCGCGCGAUACGAUUUUCCUCGUCGUGCGCUGGUCGUGAUUCGUCCCGUCAGAGAGAGAGAGAGAGAGAGAGAGAACGGAGGAGACAGAGAGGGACGUAUUUACGCUGCGGGUAACCUAAAAACCGAUCUCGCCGACGCAGUCGCGAUACAUCGGCAGAACGCGCGCGCAUGCGCGUCGCGGCUCACUGUCCCGUGCGCGAAUUUCGAGCGGGGAUCACGUGGUAUCCGCGAAUCGCGGAUAGUGUUGGUGAGAAGUGCUCCCGAAAGGUGUUACGGUUUCCCGGAUAGUGAGUGUGAGGGGCAAGUCCCGUGUCCAGCGACUCGAUUGCGCGAAUCCGUGAUAUCGGCGUCGAGAGAACAGCGAUUCGUGCCCCCCGCCUUGCCCGAAUUCUACGAGAGAGGAUUAUCAUUGAGGUGUCAUCGUUGACGUUGGUCAUCAUUUUCGCGGAUCGUUGAGAUACUUGGUAAGCUUGGUAACACGAGAGGAUGAGGGAUUAAAGAAAUCGGUCUUGUGAGAUAUUGGAGAUAGAGAAAGAGAGAAAGAAAGAGAGGAAGAGAGAGAGAGAGAGAGAGAAAGUAAAGCUCCGAGCAAAGGUGAACGGCAAGUUUGUCAAGUCGUAACCGCGCGUGGCGUGCGGGCGAAUGCAUGACGGAUCAUGGUUUCCGCGUCCGGCCCCAUAUCCACAGGGAUCCUAGCGGGACGCCCUUCUGGAUCGCAGGGCCCGCGGCAGCAUGGAAGCAGCGCAGAGUGCGAGAAGGACGCCAGAGCAACGGAUAGCGCGAAGAAACGACACGAAUCGGAUCUUUACGUCAGGCCCAGCUGGACGGACGCCGCGAUAGCGUUGGAUCAACUGGAAAAGGGAAAGGCGGAGGGUCAGAGGUCAGCGGUGUGGAUCAGAGCGCGACUGCAAGAUCAGCUAAGUCAACUGGGUUUCUUCCUGCAAAGGCAUGCCGGGAAGGCGCUCUUUGUGGCCAUCCUCGCGUUGGCGACGUUCUGCGUUCCUCUCAAGUCCGCGCAAGUCUAUAGCAAGGUCGACCAGCUGUGGGUGCAGGAAGGUGGAAGGUUGCAGAAAGAGUUGACCUACGCGUCGGAGGCGCUCGGCGAGGCUGCCGCGUCGACGCACCAGCUCGUCAUCCAAACGCCAAGGCAUUCCGGAGCAAAUAUCUUGCACCCGGCCGCGCUCAAAGAACAUUUGGCAGUACUCAAGGCUGCGACGCAAGUUACGGUGCACCUGUUCGACAUCACGUGGAGGCUGAAGGACUUGUGCUACGCGCCGAGCAUACCCAACUUCGACCUGCACUAUAUCGACCAGAUCUUUGACAGUAUUAUACCUUGCGCUAUCAUCACACCGCUCGAUUGCUUUUGGGAAGGUAGCAAACUCUUGGGUCCAGAAUAUCCCGUUCACAUACCAUCUCUGACACGGACAAACAGUGGAAUAAAGAAUAACAAUAAGCCAGUCCGAUGGACGAAUCUCAAUCCCUCCAGUUUGUUGAACGAUAUGAAGAAGUUGGAGUUCUCGUUUCCGUUUAAGACACUCGAAGACUACAUGAAGAGAGCUGGAAUAACGAACGGCUAUCAGAGCAAGCCCUGUCUGAAUCCAGCGGAUGCGGAAUGCCCGGAAACCGCGCCUAACAAAAAAUCUCAGGAGGUACCCGACGUAGGGGUCGAAUUGACGGGUGGUUGCUACGGCUUCGCGGCCAAAUACAUGCAUUGGCCGGAGGAGCUGGUGGUCGGCGGUGCCAAGCACAACAAGACGGGCCACUUGACUCGCGCGGCCGCUCUGCAGACCGUGGUGCAGCUGAUGGGCGAGCGCGAGCUGUACGAUUUCCUGGCGAACACCUACAAGGUCCACCAUAUCGAUUGGUCGCAGGAGAAAGCGGCUCAGGUGCUGGAGACCUGGCAAAGAGCAUUUAGCAAUGAGGUGAAAAAGUUGAUGGACAUCAAUGGGUCGGCACCGUAUAAUCUGUACGCCUUCAGCACGACCACGAUGAACGAUAUCCUCGGGAAGUACAGCGAGGUGUCCGUCAUGAAGAUUGCGAUUGGAUGCGGGCUCAUGUUGUUAUACGCCGGAAUAGCACUCUUUCGUUGGAAGGAUCCAGUGCGCUCGCAGUCCGGAGUGGGAAUAGUCGGUGUGAUACUGGUUUGCGCCACGGUAGCAGCCGGUUUGGGUUUCUGUGCGCUUUUGGGGAUCCCAUUUAACGCCACCACGACGCAGAUAGUGCCAUUUCUCGCGCUCGGUUUGGGCGUGCAUGACAUGUUCCUGCUGACGCACACGUACGCCGAGCUCUCGGUGAACGAGGUGCCCAGCGGCGAGCAAACGGGAGUCGUUCUCAAACGAACCGGCCUGUCGGUGCUGUUGGCGGGUAUUAGUAACGUUUCCGCGUUUUUCGCGGCGGCAAUAAUUCCGAUCCCAGCCCUUCGAACGUUCUGUCUGCAAGCCGGCAUCCUGUUGGUAUUCAAUCUGGCCGCCAUGCUGCUAAUAUUCCCCGCGAUGGUCAGUUUAGACCUACGACGAAGGCGUUCCGGCCGAAGGGACAUUCUCUGUUGUUGCUUGCCGACGGCGUCCAAUCCCAGGAAGAACAGAUACUCCGUGAGGAACAACGGUACGGUCAAACAGACGGUCACCAGAGCGAUACCACCUGAGAGACGGGAGACCUGCACGCAGAUCCUAACACCGCAGAACGCGCAGAACGAAUCCUGGAUAGGUGGAAAUAUCAUCGACGCGGAGUUGGACAAGCAGUGCACGGAGGAGGACGCUCUGACCGGCUGUUCGCAGGACGACUGUCUCAGCUUCUCUUUCACGCAGCUCGCUGCACGGCAUUACGCACCCUUCAUCAGCAGACCGGCCACCAAGGUGUUCGGCAUGAUAAUCCUGGUCUGUGUGCUGGCCGGUAGCGUGUGGCAGACGAUGCGCGUACGUGACGGCUUAGAUCUGACGGAUCUGGUGCCGCAGAACUCGAACGAGUACGCGUUCCUGUCUGCCCAGGCGAAGCACUUUGGUUUCUACAACAUGUAUGCAGUUACUGGUCGAGAUUUCGAAUAUCCCAACAAUCAGCGACUGCUGUACGAGUAUCACGACGCCUUUAUGCGCAUCAAGAACGUCUUCAAGAAUGACAAUGGCGGUCUACCCGAGUUCUGGCUCGGCCUGUUCCGCGAUUGGUUGAAGAGCCUGCAGACGGCGUUCGAUAAAGACUACAACAACGGCUGCAUCACUCAGGAGAGGUGGUACAAGAAUGCCAGCGAUGAAGCAAUCCUGGCAUACAAAUUGCUCGUGCAGACCGGCUACGUGGACAAUCCAAUCGAUAAGACGCUGAUCACUCAGGUGCGACUGGUCGACUCGGAGGGCAUCAUCAAUCCGCGCGCAUUCUACAACUACUUGAGCGCCUGGGCGUCCAACGACGCACUCGCCUACGGUGCCUCACAGGCGAAUCUGAGACCCGAACCACGCCAGUGGAUCUACACUAACGAUCACGAGCUGAAAAUCCCAAAAAGCAUGCCGCUCACUUAUGCACAAAUGCCAUUUUCCCUGCACAAGCUCACCGACACGCAGGAGAUUACGGAACUGAUCAGUAGCGUGCGGAAACUGUGCAAGAGAUUCGAGGAGCGCGGCUUGCCGAAUUUUCCAUCCGGAAUACCGUUCCUAUUUUGGGAGCAAUACUUGGACUUGAGGAGUUGUUUGGGUAUGGCUCUCCUGGCCGCGUUGGGCGCGAGCGUCAUCGUGGUUGGAGUACUGUUGCUGAACGUGUGGGCCGCUAUCCUGGUCGGUCUCUCCUUAGCCGCCGUCGUUUUACAGCUGUUGGGCAUUAUGGGUCUGUGCAACAUCAAGCUGAGCGCCGUCCCCGCUGUGCUACUAGUGGUCAGCGUUGGCAUAGCCGUUCACUUCAUGGUACACAUUUGUCUGAGUUUCGUUACCAGCGUGGGUAGCAGGGAUCGCAGAAUGCGUUUAGCUUUGGAACACAUGUACGCUCCGGUUAUUCACGGUGCGCUCACCACGCUGCUCGCGGUGAUGAUGCUCGCGUUUUCAGAGUUUGAGUUUAUAGUCAACUAUUUCUUCCUUGUGCUGCUUUGCGUUAUCGGCAUCGGUCUAGUGAACGGCAUUUUCUUCUUCCCCAUUCUACUGUCGCUGAUCGGUCCAUCGGCAGAAGUAAUUCCGAACGAUCAUCCAGACCGCAUCUCCACACCGACGCCACCGCCGUCGCCCGUCCUAAGAAGAUCCAAACCGCCCGCGCCGCCGAGAAGGUCUCACAAGAUCGAAAACGCCAGACUGCACGCCGAGCCGUCGUUAACGACCAUCACUGAGGAGCCCAACUCGUGGCACAGCACGCAGGAUAAUGCAUCCUGCAUUAUCGUUCAACCAGAACUCAAGGUGGAAACUACGUCCACGUGCGGCAAUCAGAACUGUAGCGGAUCAGAUACGAGUGGAUCUAGUCGAACGUCGCCGGUUCCAUCCACGUCGCACAUCACCACUAAAGUCACCGCGACAGCGAACAUAAAGGUCGAGGUUCACACACCGUUGACCAGUGGAGUGGAUCGUAAUGAAAAAUGCCGACACGCGGGCGCCAGUAGCCGAAGGAGCUCGCGCUGCAGUACGAACGUUAAUGCUGGGGAGUCUUCCGGCUCCGGUUCUGAGCCGGAUUCAGACUCUAAUCCAAAACACUGAUAAUAAAUAUCAGGGGGACCGGCAGCUGCUGCUCAAGUACCACGCAAAGCGGGAAAACAAAGAAGGCUGACUAGGAUAGAUUAAUAGACUCUUCAUUCUCUCUUCCCGUUUCCAUCUAUUUCUGUCCCCUUUUAUCGUUUUCACCUUGUUUCCUCCUUUUCUCUCCUACGCCGUUUUCUUUUCCCACGCGGAUAAUGCGACACGGUUGUCUUCCUCGAAAAAAAGAAACGUAUCUCUAAUGUAAUAAUUUCUGGUGGAGUUUUCAUUUCUCUCGUGCCCCUUUCGUAUGAAAUUUAUGCGCAACAAUUUCGGGCGGGGGAAGGGGCAUUCUCAGCGCGUUCUCUAAAAAUUCGAAUAUCUUAUUACAUUAAACGCAUGAUAGUAUUAUAUAUACGGGGACAAUAAUGCGUACAACCUUAAUAAAUUGAUCCAAUAGA
Messenger RNA from Ooceraea biroi (clonal raider ant), 5458 nucleotides. It is a transcript of the gene ptc, whose product is annotated as protein patched. Gene Ontology annotation, cellular component: plasma membrane. Gene Ontology annotation, biological process: negative regulation of smoothened signaling pathway. Lineage: Eukaryota; Metazoa; Arthropoda; Insecta; Hymenoptera; Formicidae. The record is from RefSeq and is a predicted model, not a curated record. Gene Ontology annotation, molecular function: hedgehog family protein binding; hedgehog receptor activity; smoothened binding.